ACUCUCGCUGGUUUGCCUGCGCCUGUCGCCCUGCUGGUUCCACCUGGCACAGGACCGGCUAGCCUGUGGCCACCACAGGGAGGCAAAGUUGGGCAAACAGGUGGGAAGACUAGAGCUCAAGCCUCGGGUCCCCUCCCCGCCCCUGAUGCCAGGCGGAAGCCCAGGCCCUAGCUCCUGUCGCCUGCCCAGAGGCCACCCAGCCUCCUAGACAGGUGCUGGACAUGGAGGAGCUGACCAUCUGGGAACAGCACACAGUCACGAUCAGCAAGGACCCCCGCCGAGGCUUCGGCAUUGCAAUAUCUGGUGGCCGAGACCGGCCCGGUGGAUCAGUGGUUGUGUCCGAUGUGGUGCCGGGAGGACCAGCUGAGGGCCGGCUACAGACAGGGGACCACAUCGUCAUGGUGAAUGGGGUCUCCAUGGAGAGUGUCACCUCCACCUUCGCCAUUCAGAUACUCAAGACCUGCACAAAAGUGGCCAACAUUACAGUGAAGCGUCCCCGGAAAGUCCAGCUGCCCGCCACCAAGGCCACCUCUGGCCUGGGACACCAGGACUCAGAUGAGGAAGAUGGGCCGCGGCGCCUGGACGAGGCUGACCACGGCCAGGGCUAUGAGGGUGACACGUCCAGUGGCUCUGGCCACUCCUGGGGCGAGCGCUCCCGCCGGCCAAGGACAGGUCGCCGGAGCCAGGCCAGCAGCCAUGGGCGCAGGAGCCCGAGCGGCGGCUCCGAGGCCAACGGGCUGGCCCUGGUGUCUGGCUUCAAGCGGCUGCCGCGGCAGGACAUGCGCAUGCGGCCCGUGAAGUCCGUGCUGGUGCGGAGGAGAGACAGCGACGAUUUCGGGGUCAAACUGGGCAGUCAGAUCUUCAUCAAGCACAUCACAGAAUCGGGCCUGGCUGCCCAGAACAGCAGGCUCCAGGAAGGAGACCUCAUCCUACAGAUCAACGGGGUGUCCAGUGAGAAUCUGUCACUGAGUGACACACGGCAACUGAUCGAGAAGUCGGAAGGGAAACUGACUCUGCUGGUGCUCAGGGACCGAGGCCAGUUCCUGGUGAAUAUCCCUCCGGCCGUCAGCGACAGCGACAGCUCCCUUCUGGAGGACAUCUCAGACCUCGGGUCAGAACUGUCUCAGGCGCCACCAUCCCAUGUACCACCGCCACCCCAGCAUGGGCAGCGGAGUCCGGACGCCAGCCGAGCCAGCUCCCCCAUGGAGAGCCCCCAGCUUCGGCAGGAAGGUUCAGUGGAUUCUAGGACUCCGUCAGAACCAGACUCCCCGAGGCAAAGGAGCUGUGACAUGCACAGCGUGCCUAGUGGUCAGAGCGUGGAGGACCAUGGGUACAGCCCCGCCUCGCGGGUGGUCCGAUUCCUCAAGGGCGCAAACAUUGGGCUGCGGCUGGCCGGAGGCAAUGACGUGGGCAUCUUCGUGUCCGGGGUGCAGGCGGGCAGCCCGGCAGACGGGCAGGGCAUCCAGGAGGGAGAUGAGAUUCUGCAGGUGAAUGAUACUCCAUUCCGGAACCUGACCCGGGAGGAGGCUGUGCAGUUCCUGCUGGAGCUGCCCCCGGGCGAGGAGGUGGAACUGGUGACGCAGAGGAAGCAGGACAUCUUCCGGAAGAUGGUGCAGUCCGGCGUGGGCGACUCCUUCUACAUCCGCAUGCACUUUGAGAUGGAGCCCAGCCCGCCGUCUGGCCUGGGCUUCACCCGCGGAGACGUCUUCCACGUGCUGGACACACUGUACCCCGGCCCUGGACAGAGCCACGCCCGCGGAGGCCACUGGCUGGCGGUGCGCAUGGGGCGUGACCUCCGGGAAAAAGAGCGGGGCAUCAUCCCCAGCCAGAGCAGGGCAGAGCAGCUGGCCAGUCUGGAGGCUGCCCAGAGGGCCGUGGGGGUCGGGCCUGGAGCCUCGGCGGGCUCCAGCACACGGGCCGAGUUCUGGCGGCUGAGGGGUCUUCGUCGGGGAGCCAAGAAGACCACCCAUCGGAGUCGUGAGGAUCUGUCGGCUCUGACCAGACAGGGUCAUUACCCGCCAUAUGAACGCGUGGUGCUGCGAGAAGCCAGUUUCAAGCGCCCGGUGGUGAUCCUGGGACCUGUGGCUGACAUUGCUAUGCAGAAGUUGACUGCUGAGAUGCCUGAUGAGUUUGAAAUUGCAGAGAGCAUGUCAAGGACCGACAGCCCCUCCAAGAUCAUCAAACUGGACACCGUGCGGGUGAUUGCAGAGAAAGACAAACACGCACUCCUGGACGUGACACCCUCAGCCAUUGAGCGCCUUAACUACGUGCAGUACUACCCAAUCGUGGUCUUCUGUGUCCCCGAGAGCCGGACAGCCCUCAAGGCACUGCGCCAGUGGCUGGCCCCCGCCUCCCGCCGCAGCUCCCGCCGCCUCUACGCUCAGGCCCAGAAGCUGAGGAAGCACAGUGACCACCUCUUCACAGCCACCAUCCCCCUGCAGGGCACAAGCGACUCCUGGUACAAAGAGCUCAAGGCUGUCAUCCGCGAGCAGCAGACGCGGCCCAUCUGGACGGCCGAGGACCAGCUGGACAGUUCCUCAGAGGACAACCUGGACCUCCCUUACCGCAGCCUGGCUGACAGCUCCGCGGAUCUGAGCUGCGACAGCCGGCUCAACAGCGACUAUGAGACAGACGGCGAGGGCGGCGUCUACACGGACGGCGAGGGCUACACGGAUGGCGAGGGUGGGCCCCACGUGGACGUGGACGAGGGGCCCCCGGCGCCAGCCCUGGCCCGGUCCUCGGAGCCCGUGCUGGAGGAUGAGCCUCGGAUCCUGCAAGAUCACGGGAGAUCCUCGGGUCACCAGGGGACCCAGGUGGACGGCCACCACCCACAGGGUCAACGGCGACAGGACAGCAUGCGGACAUAUGAGCGGGAUGCUCUGAGGAAAAAGUUUACACGAGCCCGAGAUGUGGAGUCCUCUGACGAAGAUGGCUAUGACUGGGGACCGGCCACUGACCUGUGACCCCUCCCAGGUGGCCAGCUGGCCUGUCCUCCCUUUUUCUCCCUGAAGCUGAGACUCAGCUUCCCACACAGAACCUGGAAACCUGCCUCCCUCUGCCCGGUCUUUAAUAAAUGGAGUAUUUUCACAGCA
Aethalodelphis obliquidens (Pacific white-sided dolphin) is the source of this 3092-nucleotide messenger RNA. It is a transcript of the gene TJP3, whose product is annotated as tight junction protein 3. Gene Ontology annotation, biological process: cell-cell junction organization; establishment of endothelial intestinal barrier; cell-cell adhesion. The transcript is spliced from 21 exons. The record is from RefSeq and is a predicted model, not a curated record. The coding region runs from base 222 to 2963 and encodes 913 amino acids. NCBI's taxonomy places the organism in Eukaryota, Metazoa, Chordata, Mammalia, Artiodactyla, Delphinidae. Gene Ontology annotation, molecular function: cell adhesion molecule binding. Gene Ontology annotation, cellular component: bicellular tight junction; plasma membrane.